AUGCCUGCAGAUACCUCCCCACGAAGCAUCGAAACUAUCAAAUCACGAACCGAAAAAACGAAGGAUUUCACUAUGGAUCAAAGAAGUAUUUCGUCUUCUACGAAGAUAACGCCCGUCAACAGUGCAUCCCCGGGAAUAGAGGCAGGUACCUGCGAGAGACUUGAUCCGUACGGUCUGCCGUUGCAGCCAAACCCCACGAAUGAUCACCUUGAUCCGUUGAAUUUCAAUCAAUAUACCAAAUUGUGCUGUCUUCUGGUUGUGUUCAUCUACAGUCUGCUUAUUGUUUAUUCAACCACCGUCUAUAUACCUGUUACAUUGGCCUUGCAGACCCAAUUCAAUGCCUCCUAUCAGGACAUUUCGUGGAGUAUCGCCACUCCCUCUUUGGGCCUUUCAAUAAGUCCAUUGAUCUCAAGGCCAUUUGCCGAUACAUAUGGUCGGAGGAUUGUUCUCAUCAUUAGUAUCAGCAUUGCUAUUAUAGCAAGUGGAUGUGCUUCUAUCCAGUCAAUCAAGCUGAGCGGAUACAUGGCCGCUCGAUUUUUUCAGGGACUUGGAACCGGACCAGGAUUGAAUGUCGGUCUCGCCAUCUUAGACGACAUUUCCUGGAGCCACGAACGAGGAUUUCGGAUUGGUCUCUGGGUUAUGGGAACGACCAUUGGAGCCCCACUAGGCCUUCUAAUUGGGGGUUUUCUUGGAGAGGCAAAUCAGUUUUGGUCAAGCUACCACCUUGUCAUUCUUUACUCUGUCCUCCUCGCGCUCAUCAUAAUCACCCUACCGGAGACUCUUUAUCCUCGCGAUUUGAUUGUUGCUGAAACACCGAUGGCUUUGACCGAAAGCCAUAUUACCCCUAGCAAUGGGGUAGAAACAAUAAAGCGAACUAAAAAUAUCCCUCUCUGGGUAAGGAAAACCUCAACACCCACCCAUAAUUCUUGA
This is a messenger RNA of Penicillium psychrosexuale, 930 nucleotides long. RefSeq lists its product as uncharacterized. Gene Ontology annotation, molecular function: transmembrane transporter activity. The transcript has 2 exons. The coding region runs from base 1 to 930 and encodes 309 amino acids. Lineage: Eukaryota; Fungi; Ascomycota; Eurotiomycetes; Eurotiales; Aspergillaceae. Gene Ontology annotation, biological process: transmembrane transport. The record is from RefSeq and is a predicted model, not a curated record.